This is a messenger RNA of Esox lucius (northern pike), 1118 nucleotides long. RefSeq names its product solute carrier family 66 member 3 (gene slc66a3). Lineage: Eukaryota; Metazoa; Chordata; Actinopteri; Esociformes; Esocidae. The record is from RefSeq and is marked provisional.
GGAAGUAAAAUCAAAACUCUGAAGAAGACCAGUCUGCCAGUGAACAAUCUGGAUGCUGAGGACUCAUAGUCGUAACGCUGAACCAGUUAUCUGCCUAGGGAUCCAGAAACUAAAGGUCGAUUGCCAGAUCUCCGUCUAGUUAUGAAUUCAGAAAAACUAUUACAUGUCGCUAACUUUAGCACACUGUUUGUGUGCAUGGUGCUGAAGUUUCCGCAAAUAUUUGUUUUGAUUCGCGCGAAAUCCACCACAGGAAUCAGCAUCAACAGUCUUCUGCUGGAGCUCACGGGGUUCAUUGUCUUUGUCACCUACCAGAUGUACUAUGACUACCCACCCCCAACAUACCUGGAGUACCCAAUCCUCAUUGCUCAAGAUGUCAUUCUUCUGCUUUUGAUUCUACAUUACAAUGGCAGUCUGAAGCAGAGCCUGAUCUAUGCAAUUGUGUUUUUGGGGGGCUGGCAACUACUUACUGUGGAGAAGUGGAUAAUUGACUUGGCCAUGAGCCUGUGUACAUUCAUCAGUGCUGGCAGUAAAUUUGCCCAGCUCCAGUGCCUGUGGCAGUCCAAGGACUCAGGCCAGGUUAGCGCCCUCUCCUGGGCUAUGGCCACCUACACAUGUUUUGCAAGGAUUUACACAACCACUGUGACAACCGGAGACAUGCAGGUUCUGGUGCGAUUUAUUAUCAUGACGGUGCUGAAUUCAUGGGUUUUGGCUACAGUGUUGUACUACAAGAAACACGCUGGAGAUGUCCAGAAGAAGCAGGAAUAAAUAUUAGACCCCAACCAAACCUGACAAUUGCUACCUCAGGACUGUUAACCACAUUCUCACAAUUUAGGCUGACAGUGGACUGUGUGGAACAACUGUGUGGAGUCUUUUGGUAAAUCUAACAAUUUUCUGUAUGAAAAAUUAUUAGGGUGUUUUAAAAAUGUUUUGUAGCAUAUUCUUUUUUACCUGAAACAGUCACACGCUUCAAAAACGUUCCAUUUAAAUUUGUAUUUAACAGCUGGUCAACUUAGUGCCAACAAUUGUUUUAUAUUCAAGUGAUCUGUACAUUUCUCAGGAUAAAAUAAAUGAAACCUUUUCCUUUUCUAAAAAUGUGAAUAAAACCAAACACUUUGAAA